Messenger RNA from Nasonia vitripennis (jewel wasp), 4351 nucleotides. RefSeq names its product folliculin-interacting protein 1. Bases 182 to 3541 code for a protein of 1119 amino acids. The record is from RefSeq and is a predicted model, not a curated record. Gene Ontology annotation, cellular component: cytoplasm. Lineage: Eukaryota; Metazoa; Arthropoda; Insecta; Hymenoptera; Pteromalidae. Gene Ontology annotation, molecular function: protein-folding chaperone binding; ATPase inhibitor activity. The transcript is spliced from 13 exons.
GCCUCUGCACUGCGGCUAUUGGGCUCAGCCGCGCGCGACUCUCUUUCUCCUGCUGCUACUGCUGUUUCCGGCCGCUAUAGUUAUACUUAUACACAGACCUGUUGCUGCACCUGAGAUACGCAUCGGCCAAAUGUGCUGCAAGCGAGCAUGAAGAGCGCGGCGGACGAGAGGCGCUGGAAGGAUGUCGCUCAUCGCCAAGCUCUGGGGCGUCAAGCGCGGCAUCAAGCAGAUCGGCGCCGAGGUCGAGGCCUUUGCCCCUACUUCUUCUCCCUCGUCUUCCUGCAACGACAGGAAUUUCUCGAAUUUCGGGACGGACCGGGUGCGGAUCCUCCUGUUUCGCGAGUGCGAGUGGCGCGGCAGGAAGCUGCUCUUCGACUCGCUCGCCGUCCACAGGAACAAUCGCCGCUGCAGCAAUGCUGACAACAACAACGCGACGCCGUCCUAUUGUCGCAGGGUCGCGACUAAGAAUCGCAGGGACAACGAUGCUCCGGACGCUACCCCGUGCGAGCACGGAAAACUACUGAGCGAGGACAUCGGCCAGCUCAGCGAAAUGAUAUACGGAACUGUGGCUAUGACCUACAAGGGUCCUUCGUUCAAGAUCCACGCGAUGAGCUCUCCCGGCUGCGUCAUGUGCACCAAAGUUUUUCCCUACUCGGAACACAGCGUUUGCAGGCAGAGUCAACGACAUUCCAAUGAAACUCUCGGCGCUUCGACAAACUUCGAUUCCAAUUCCAGCAACUCGAGCCUGCGAACUCAACAUUCACGGCCUGGUUCCGGAAAUCUCUCAGGAAGCAGCCUUAGCCCCACUCUGCGCAAAAACUCGACGUGCUCCAGCACCGGAAGCGGAUGGGACAUCGACGUACCUCGCCUCGGCAGCUCGCAGUCGUUGGAUGGUUCCACCGGCCUCGUCGGUGGUGGUAGUCUGUCGAGUUUGCGUCGGCGGUGGAUGCGCGUGGUGUCAACGUCACUCAGUCGCUCGGAAUCCGAUGAUGCGUUUGGACACAACUACGAAGGUUCAACGCUCGACGGCUCGGAGAUGCAGUCGCGCCGACACAAAACGAGACUCGGUCUCGCGAUGCUGCUGCAACUACCACCUGGCCAAGAACAAGAGAUGAGCAAGCGACUCUUGGAACACGCGGCCCUUCUCGAAGGCAUGCUUGACCGUUUGCGGCAUUCGUGUGUUGAAGCCAUAGGCAUCGAAAGGAGUCUCGUAGCUCGGCUCUACCGGGCGUCCAGUUGCUGUACGCUGCGACUGCUCAGAUUGCUCAUGACCACCGAGGCGGAGCGACUGCAAAAGCCGACCCCUCUGCUGUGGCACGAUCUACUGCUCAACUCCGUUAUGCCUGUGAAUAUGCAGCUGAGCACCGUUUAUAGAAGCCUGCAACAGAUGUGUAGCUUGCUGGAAGAACUCGACACCAAGUCCACUAAUUUCUUUCUCAGCACGAUCGUUACGGCUGUUCUUACUCACCACUUGGGCUGGGUGCACACCGCGCCUCCUCAUCGCAAUAGGCAAUUGAUCGAGGAUUUUGGUCAGCAGUAUCCUUUCAAUCCUCUCUGGGCGCAGCUUAACGAUCUGUACGGUGCUCUUGGAACACCUGCGCGAAUCGCGCACACCGUUAUAGCUGGUGAUCCCGAAAAGGUCAAUCUGAUAGAUGCGAUCUUGAACUUCUUGUCCUACUUCCUCCGAAGCGGUCUAGUCGAGAAGCGCCAGGAGACGCGCUGCACCGAGCAGGAGGACGUCGCCGAAGCUGUGGCUAUUCUCGAAAGAGCGAUGCGCAAUAAUCCAUCCCUUGGGCAGCCUAGCAUUUCGAACUACACCUCCGUUUCCGGAAAGAAGGGUGGCAAGUUCACGGCGAAGAAAACUUCCAAAAAGCUCGAGGUGACGAACAGCGAAACGGCCUAUCCUCUCGCCAAGUCAAAGUCGUACGAGGAGCCGCGCAAAGGCCCGAGCACACUGGAAGCAGGCUUGACGAACGGAGAUUCCUCAUCCGUCAAGGUUCGAAGCGACUUUGAUAUUGUAAAGAAGUCAGAGUCGUUUAAGUGCGAGGAUCAGUCCUCGACGAAGAAGCUCAAGCGUAGUAGUACUCUGCAGAAGACUCUCAACGAGUAUGCACUCAGUAUUUCGGCGACCGAGCUACAAGCGAGUACGCAAGCUGAAGAAAGACAAGCCAAGAGUAAGGUGAAAAUUAUAGUCAGUGACGAGAACGAGGGUAAGCUGCUCCAAAAAGACAACGAGUUGCUCAGAACUUUGGAAAAGACCACGGGUGACGAAGAAAUGGACCAGAAGCUCGCUCUGCUCAGGCGGCAGAAGCUCAACGGUUUGGACGUCGCGGAUUUGGACUCCAAGACUCUCGAGGAACAAGCGUUGCUCUUGACGUACGGCUUCGCCGAUGACAUAUCCCGGGAGGUAAAGUCUCAAGUAUACUUCACAUUGGGUGGUGAAGAGAAACCAAGCAACAACGUCUCAAUUCGCGAGCGACUCAAGUCUAGCUGCAAGUGCCAGUGCUCCUACACGUUUACCAGAGUACCUAGCACUUCAGCCGACUUGCCCGAAGGUGUGCUACGCAAGAUUAUCCAACGCAACUUUCCCGAGUCAUCGAAGAAUAUGCGACCGACCGAUAGUUGUGAGAGCGACUUUGGUAUAUGUUUCAACUGUCGUCGGGGCUACGCGAGCUCGUCUCAGGGAUUCGUGAACGGAAAACUGCUACUCGAGACACCUACUAACGCUACUGAGGUGCUAAGAGGUUGUGGCAGUAGCUCUAGUACGAGUAACGCAAGGGUACUUGGAACGAAUAGUAUGGAAGCGUUGAUCGAGGCCAACUGCGUAAUCGAACUGCCGAUGCCAAGGUCGAAAAAGGUGUCACCGCUGGUGAAGAGAAAACCAAACGAGCGCGUUGGUUUUGUCAAUAGUUUACUGGGCUCUAAGACUGUCGUUGUUGACGAGCGUUCCUCCAAUCCGAGUCCAGAGUCUGGUUACACGUGGGGCAUGGUCGUUCAGGGCUUUACGAAGCGAAAAAAGAAGGGUCGACGAAGAAUCACUGAAGAGACGUCAAAGGAGUCGAAAGUGACCGACUCGGACAGAAUAAAGGAGGAGGAGUGGUGGUGGCCGAUUCGAGAAGGACUCGGCGUAGAGGCCAAAUUUCCGCUGGUCGAUCAGCCCGUUUCGGAAGCUCUCUGCAUCGUGGCGGACUUGGACAACUGGCAAGUCGGACUACUCUCUAACACUUCCGCUGGAUCUACACCCGUGCCGGUGGGUAUGUCGAGGCUGGUUUCCAAUAUGCUCGAGGCCUUCACCUUCAUGUGGAAGGAGUUCCGCUCGCCCGAACAGUGUAUAAAACUUCUUGAGAGCAGACUGCGCGAGAUGUGGCUGCGUAGCGAGACCCUCGCCGAGUACCUCUUGGCAGCCAACUUGGACGACGCGAGCGUCGGCAACCUGACCAGCUUUCUCGACGUGGACGCCGCGGAUUUGCCGCUUCUCUUGGCCGUUGCCACGACUCACUCGCCUCAAAUAACCCAGCGAUUUGGCCUCACGCUCGCUUAAAUCAUAGUUUUCCACUCUCGCUUCUCUCUAUAUGUCAGAGAUUUCCGCUCGAGGCACGUGCGCGAGACAAUACCUGUUCGGAUACGCCGAUGAUGAAUGUGCCGAGAAAGUUGCUCACUUUUUUACAAUUGUGAUUUUACUACAUUGUUGAACUGAAUUUUAAGCUGAAUUUUUUGUUACUAUAUACUAUUGUAUAUAUGGCGCAAGAGUUUAUCGCGCCGAAUUUUUUGGACGGAGUCGGGCAAACUCUGCUUUCGUACACUAAAACAUUUGUAAAUUCUACAACGCGUGAAACUUUUUUUAUGCAUCUCUCGAUGAGUGCGAACUAUUUAUAGCUUUGAUGAAAAGCAAAAAAUAACUAUAUUAUAUAUCUACUAUUGCGUAGAAAAAGUUAAGAGUGCCGUACUGUGCUUAUAUGCGAUACAUAGCAUUGUAUGUAUGCACGCGCGCGGGAGCUCGAGGGCUCGAAAUGGAUAUCAAUUAUUUAACCGACUGCCACACGCGAUCAUCGAACCUUGUUGCGCACAAACCGAUUGUACUGAUACGAGAGUUUACUUUUUUUAUUUAUAGUUGUUGGGCUUUAAAUAUUAAAUAUGAUACUAUUAUUCUAAUUAUACCGAUAUACCGUAAUUAUAACUAUCGUUGUAUAACUAUUCGUUAUUGAGGAAAUUAUGUUGAUGAUUACUUGUCGAUUGAAUGUGAUAAUGAUAUCUGUGAAAAAUUCACCACCUUUUUGAGUAAAUUAAAUAUGUUGUUGGUUUUUUACCAAGCGUGAUAAAAAAAAAUGAAUAAAGUGUAAAGGUGAUCAAA